AAAAAAUCGCUUCGGACAACCAAAUGACUCGAGCGAGUUCAAACUUGUACUGAAGGCGGAUCACAUGUUCUGCUGUCUCCCCUCCAAGCUCCAGUGUUGCUAGUUCGAACGCUACGUUGCCAGUCUCAUCACUUAAUCUACAGACCUCGUACCUUCUAUUUGUUGCUCUGUUUUAACUAAUUCAUGCUUCAUCUACCUAUAUUUCUAUCUAUUACAAAGAUAAUAACAGUGCUAAUGCCUAAUAUUGUUACAGGGGAGGUGGAAGACUGGUCCGAAGAACAACCAGCCUCGUCACCGAAGGAAUCAAAAAGCCCCGAAGCAGUAGAAGACGAACCUAAAACCCCACCGAAGAGCGAACCCGAAGAAACGGCGCCCAAAAUCCGCUUGAAGGCCAAUUUGGCCACCGACCCCGCUCUGUUGUCCCAGUUUGGAGGACUGAAGACAGAGUUAGAGUCCAACCAAUCGCCUACUGAGUAUCUGGCGUCUUUGCCACCUGCCAUCCAAUCAGCGUUAGCCUCUCGAGCGUUUUUCCUGCCCUCAUUGAUACCUCCAACUGUUGAGGCUGCACCGCCUGCUAGACAGACGGAAUCUGUAGAACCAAGACCACAACCGGCUGUGCCACUGUUUCAAUGUCAACCUUGUGGAAUCAGAUUCUCAUCACUGAGCACGUUAGAAGCCCAUCAGACAUACUACUGCUCGCACAGAGCUAACAAGCCUACCAACGACGAAGAUUCCAAGUCCACAGGAGCUGAGCCUAGCGGUAGUCAAUCGGACGCGGAUCUUCCAGAGCCUUCUUCGAAAAAUAUCCGAACAGGGAAACAGUAUACGUGUUCACAGUGCUCUUAUAGUGCAGACAAGAAAGUCAGUUUGAACAGGCAUAUGCGAAUGCACGCAGUCUCGCCAAGUCCUAGUCCUUUGAACAUUUCGGUUGGAGGGGUGAUUCCGAACGGAGAAUCUACAGCGGACAACCAAGAUCGGUACUGUGCCGAGUGCGACAUUAGGUUUAGCUCGCAGAAGACAUAUAGGGCACACAAAAUGCACUACUGCAAUUCCAGGCAUAUGGUAAAGCCAGCCCAGGUGCCUCCAGCAAAGACGACAUCCAGCUGCACCUCAGGCUCCUCACCAAACUCUCCUGUGGACACCACCUGCCGGACACCUCCAUCACCUAGCGCUCAACUGCCUCCCACGCAGCAACCCUUUCUGGCCCUUCCCACCAACCCUAUCAUCAUAGUGCCAUACUCGUUGUUCAGGAGUGCCAGUGUACUGCCCACUCUCUCAACGGUGACAGGACUGCCUAAUCCUGACACGCCUUGCUUCCUUUUGCCUAAUGGUACCCUGCAGCCGAUGACAUCCGCUCUAAAUGUCAACGUACAACCUCAGCCACCGGAAGUGCUCAAGGCGGUCAACAAGCCUAAAGAGACGCCCGUUGUUCGGGAGUCGUCGUCGGCGCCACUGGAUCUGAGCAUUAGGAAAUCUCCGGAACCCAAAGAUCUGGUGAUUGAUCUAGGCAAUGAACAUGAGAAAGAAAAUAUGAAGGGAACUCCAUCUCCCGAGAAAAUAGCAUGCACUCCUUCACUCCACAACUCACCGUCGACGACGCCGCAGUCUGGCAAAUCGCUCUCGCCCAAAAGAAAGCUCGAAGAAAUCUCGAGAAGUAUCAGUCCGAAAAGGUCCAGGUCUACGCCGAAAUCAACUCUCGAAAAGUCGCGAACAAGUCCCGAAUCUAAUAGCUUACCUCAAUUCGACAUCCCAGCGUCGCUUACACCUCUGUUGAUGAGGGGCUCUCUACCAUUAUUCACUCCUGAGGUGCAGAUGAGGUUAAGUGAGGUCCCUGUGAUACCACCAGCCCCGGUUAUACCUCAGGUCCUGGUCAAACAAGGCGUCUCGAAAUGCAAGGACUGCAACAUAGUCUUUUGCAAACACGAAAACUACGUGAUCCACAAGAAGCACUACUGUUCAGCGCGAACCCAGAAUGAGGAGGGGAGUGCAAAGACCUCGGGGAGUCCUCCCAUGAGCCCAACGAGUACCGGUACCACUAGCCCUGCCGCUCAGUACCAACAGCUCAUCUGCUUGGCCUGCGGGAUCAAAUUCACAUCCUUGGACAAUCUGAACGCCCACCAAGCAUACUAUUGCCUGAAAAGGGGCGAGUUAGAGGUUAGGAAGUGUGGAAAAUGCCGCGCCCCCAUAGAACCUGGGCAUCAGUGUGCACCACUUAUGGCACUUGCAGGGUGGAAGUGCCCAUGCUGUGACGUCAUUAGCCCGACAGCUAGCGCUGCUCAAAGACAUCUGGACUCGCAUACUGGCGUCAAGGCGUAUAGGUGCACCAUCUGCAGAUACAAAGGCAACACGCUCAGAGGCAUGCGGACGCAUAUCAGGAUGCAUUUCGACAAACGGUCCCCUGAUCUCCAAGAGGAAAAGUACAUCGCGUACAUCAUAGAAGACAAUGGUGUAGAGGUGAGCAUAGUACGACCUCAACUACUUCCUGAUGACAGAGCAGUGUCACCCGCCUCGAUUGCCGAGCCAAAUCAAGAGGUGCACCAAUGCCCUCAUUGCUCGUACAGCUCAGUGCAUAGGACGAAUGUUGUCAGCCACGUGAAGCUUGUACACGAAGCCACAUGCUCUGAAGAAUCUCCAUUGAACGGUUCCGACGACAAGACCAAGUCCAUGCCAGCUCUCGACGAAGACGAAGAACUGUACAUCAAGAAAGAGGCAAUCGAGCCUGAGGUAAUCAUAGCGCAGGGUGACGAUCCUUUGGUGAAAGAAGAACCUGUAGAGCCAUCCAGUAGGCCCAAGAGCAAAACUCCCGAGGAGGAAGUGCUCCAGGAGGCUGCUAAACCCGGCAUCAAGUACUGCAAGUCCUGCGAUAUCUCUUUCAACUAUUACAAAACGUUCCUGGCGCACAAAAAGUUUUAUUGUUCAAGUCACGCGGGUGAAAUCACGGCCUCAACUGCGAACAAUAAUAAUAACCCUACUUCUAGAACUGCUGAGGCUUCGGUGCUAUAGUUGUUCGGAGCCAUAGCACGUAUAUUUAAAAGUGGCAUGAAGUGAGCUUAAGGGUUUUUAGUAUGGUCGUUCCAAAGCGCUAUAAUAUCAGCUUCAUCGCAAAAUAUCUUGAAUCAUUGUGUAGGACCUUUUUGAAGAACUCAAGAUUUCGAAAAAUUUCCAUUGCGUUUUUUUACCUUAUGACGCAACCAAAACACCAAAUUUUUACACCCUGGCUCAAAAAUGAUAUUUUUUUGUCAAAAUUUAUCAUUGUUUGAUUUCGAUAAGAUGAAUCGUUCCUGAUAAAAAAGUGUUGUUUCAAUAACUCGUACAAGUGUAAAGCUUGGAUAGUGAUCUACAUCCUAGGGGUUUCACUGAAUGAAAAUCUGUUAUCAAAAUUCAAUAUUUCCAAAAUGAUGGUGCCCCUAUAUCGAUAUCAGAGCCAUAAAAGCUAAAACAGCUCAGAUGAAGGAUUGGGUUUUCCAAGAAUAUAAUUUUUGACCUACUAUUAUACAGGGUGUAACAAAAUAUCAAUAUGGCAUUAGGACUAGUCCAUUCCUGGCGAUCUAAAUGAGCCAAUUCGUUUCCAAGAACACCAUUGUGCAAGACACCUACUGAUUACUUACUUCGCUGAAAAAAUUUCGUUGAAUUGUACAGUGUUGGUCAAAUGUUAUUUAAGAAAGCGUGAUUUCCAGUGUCCCAUUUAGAGGUCUAAAGAAGCUGUAUUCCAAAAAUCGUCAAAGAAAAAGUUCAAAAAAUCACGCAGUAUAUGGCGCUAAGUUUGGAACAAAAUACAUGAUCCUACAUAUUAUAGUGACAUACAUCGUUCAGCGCAUAAGCGUUAUGAUUAAAACCAUGACACAAAUAUGGCACUAUAAUACAUAUACAACACUGUGGUAAAACGGGCCAGUUUAUCGUAUACGAAAAGUAGAGAUGAUGCCUUAACACGAAUCUUUCCAAGUUUUGAAAGAGCGAAAGUGUUAAGGCAAGCCACGACAAUGUUAGAAUCUUCAUUAUUGAGCAUGAUAAGGUACUAUUAAGUGGAUACUCUACCUCCAUUUUGUCACAAGCUGGAUAGCAAUUUAAAUUAUUUGUUUCUUAUUGAUUAAACGAUUAAAUAAAAUUUUCAAUGUUGUUGGCCAAGGGUACAUUCAGGUAAUUAAGGGUUGUGUCGUCAGUAGUUCCUAAGACGCAUUUUUGGCAUUCCUUGAUUUAUUGUCAUAGUCUUUUCUCUCAAAGCAUGAACAAUUUGAUGCAAAUAGAUAUUUCUGACAUAAUCUCAACAUAGAGCGCUGACACGGAACAGUAGACAACUAUGAUCAAGGAGGUCAUAAAGGCGUCCUACAAUUGUAGGUACGACUGACGAUACGGACCUAAAGCAUUGUUGUGCUUAAUCUCAUUAUCGAUCUGAUAUCUAAGCAAAUUUGUCGAAUAAGCACUAACAAAUAUUUGAAGCGUAUAAAUGCAAACCCAGACAUUAGACGUAUAAGUCGUUUUGAGUAAAAUGCAAAUAACCUCUCAAAAUCUUAGGUUUAGUCCAAUCAAGUUCAUGUUUUGACUAAAAUAUCCAAUAUUUUGAUAGUGAUGAGUACUGCUUCAUAACAAUAAGAUAUUUUGGUUAAAAAAUUAUACAUGUCUUGUUGUGUACCUGAGACUUGCAAAUAUCUGGUUAUGUAUCUUAAUAAACACUAGAUUGUGUAUAUACCUAUAUGAAGUUAAUAGCAGUAACUAUGAUAACGAAGGAAGGUAAUAGAAUCAAGAAAUCUUCAAAGAAAAUGAUUUUAAUGUGCAAAUGAACACAACUAAAUUCUCAAGUCUGUAUCUUCAGUGUCUGUUAAAAUCACCAUCUCUUCUUCAGGAUCUCUAGCUUCCGCCUGACUAACAUUUUCCAAUUCAAAAGCGUUUUUGAAGAAAUGAAGCCUUCCAUCAGUUACCCAAUCCACUUCAUAAUGUUGUGCUAGCAGAGCUGAUAUGCUUUUUAUUUUAUCUGGUUUCAGACUUCUACCUACACACACUGUUAGCAACUUGAUUUGUGUAAUUUUCUUCCCUUUUUUGCAAAUGCUCUUAGGCUCACAAAUGUCGCUUUUAUAAAAUGGUUCACCUCUAACAAGAAUGUAACCAUUUUUGUUUUUUGAAAGUAUCAGUCUUUUGGACGGUUGGAAUCUGAAAUGCCAGUACCCAGGAGUUUUUAGUACUUUGUGCACCUGACUUUUCCAGUCAAAUACUGAGUAAUCUUCCCCCAUCUUUAGCACUUUAGCAUAAUCUUUCAUGAUAUCAAUGUAUGCUUCUGGAUCAAUGAUGGUAGUACAUUUCCUUACUUUUUUUUUAUUUGGGCAAAUACACGGUCAGGGGGGAGAAAAGUAUGCCCAACAACAGGAUAUACAAGUUCUACAGAUUUUAUGUGUGGCGGUGAACAACUCUGUAACCAGUAUUGGACCAUUCCAAUCAUUGUACUAUUCUUAUUCUGCCCCCCACAACCAUCGCCGACUAAGCGUACUCUCUCUACCUCUUCAUCAAAGGAACAAUUUUUCAAUGUGUGAAAAACUGCGGAAACUAUCUCAUUUGAGCUCCUCUGACGAUCACAUUCCGUCCAUAUAAAUGAUUUUACUGAUUCAGGAUUAAGACUGGACUUUGAAUGUCCAGUCACCACAGUAAAAUUCUAAAGAUUUACCUGCAUGCUGAAGUAACAACUCUGGUCAGGAAUCUUUGGCAAUGGAAGAUUCUUUUGGCAGUCAAAGGAAAAUGUGGCAAUUUUGGGAUUAUCUUCUCUCAAUAAGUCGUAAAACGCCUUACUACGGAACUUAUGUAUACGCUGGUGCAUCAUUUCCCUAAUUCUUUCUUGUGGAUCGGUGAUUUUUUUCAUUUUUUCUGUAAAUUGUAGACAUGUUGAACAUACAUCAACUUUUGGUGAUCCACAGCCAAUGUUGUAUUCUCGUCUAAAAAUAUUUCGGAAAAAGCACUGCUUAACCUUUAGAUUCAUGCCCAUUCUAGAGUUGUAUAAUUUCCACAGUUUGACAAUGUUCAGGUCACAGGGUAAGUAUCGCCUAAUAACUGUUUUAUUUCUGGCAUAAUGAGUCUCGCAGCAGUUUAUGGAUUCGAUAAAAUUUCUUAUGACCAGUUUUUUAUGAAUAGAUUCUUGUGAAACUCUGUUUCCUCCUCUUCUUUCUGCUGGUUUAUUUAUAACGUUUUCUUUAAUUUUGGUACCACCUCUUUUUGGAUUUUUGGUAACGCAAUGCUUCAGUACAAACAUGUCUUGAUAGUACUUGGAAGCCUUACAAUAAAAGCUUUCAGUCAUAGUUAACGAGGAGCAUUGAUGAACUCUUGUUUUAUGCCGACAUGUCGGAAAUUCAGGAAGGCGUUGCCGAGAAUACCUAAAAAAAUUGAGUGAUAUAUUCUAGCUAGUUAUCAAAGAAACUUACAAAGUGAACAUACUUUUUUAUCUUGUCCUUCUCUCGUUUCCAUUCUUGCUUAUUUACUAACCUUUUUCGACCUUUACCAGCUGGACUUGGUUCAAUAGUAAUAUUGCUAUUCAUGAUUUAUUCUCAAGUACUUCAAUUUAUUUAUGAACACAAUAAUUCAGUUAGUAUAUCACUUUAACAACGUAGAACGUACGUACGAUCUCGAAUUUGAGGUUAAAAAGAAAAAUACAGCGUAGCAGCACGGUACGGCAGCUGCCGCCAGAUCACAUGACUAAACAGUCACGCUCGGAUUGGCUUAAAGGCAAAUGUCUGCUUUUGCACGUAACCUGCGUACACAAAUAUCUGCUUUUGCAUGUAAAACCAAAUUUCAAGUGCGAAUAACGGCUUAAGAUGUCUGCCUAUGCACUUGAGGGUCGGAAAAUCGUAAUCCCGGACAUUUUUGCAUGUGGAGUCCAUAUAUAACAGAUUUUUUUCAAAAAUGUCAAAUGUCUGGGUUUGCAUUUAUACGCUUCAUUUGAGACCCAGUUGACGCUGGAGCCCUUUAGUUACCCGAAUACAGCCAUUGACAUCGAUUGUGAUAACUAUGAUCGUCCUUUCAUUUCUUUUAGUCGCUGUCCUAAUAAAAGUGAAUGGUUAUUUAGCGGAAAUUGUCUGAACCUUGUAGUAUCAGAAUCGAGGUAGGGUAGAAGUACCUAUUUAGUGCUCGAAACAUCCACUUUCUGCAUUAGUCUAGUACUGUUACUUGUGAUUCCGAAUGAAUUGUAAUCAAAUAUUUAUUUCGAAUUUUCUUCGAGACUGUAAUCUCACAAUAUCUAGCUCCAUAAGUGUUAAGGCAUUAUACCUUGUUAAUUGUUGAUAAUUUAGAUCGAUAAAUCAUUGCGAUCUAUAAGAUGCAAUACAUGUUAUACAUACAAUUCCAUUUGUGUACAUUGUCUAGGUUUUGUUUUGUAUAAAGUUAAAAUUUUAUGAGUUGUUCGAGUUUAAGUUCUGUGUAGAAAUACGAUUAAUAUAAUAUGCCAAAGUGUUUUUAUUGUAUUUAGUUUUAUUUUUAAUGUAUGAAUAUAGGCUUUUUCAUUACUUCUUCCUGUUUAAGAUAAGAAUACUGCAAUUUCGACAUAAGUUUAUGUUAUCACUAAACAUAGCUGUGAGGUGUUGAAAACACCUACUCAAGGUUAUUUAAAGUGAUUGCCCUUCUUGGUGACAAUAAAUUAUUUAUUUCUAAUA
This is a messenger RNA of Acanthoscelides obtectus, 7625 nucleotides long. The record is from the annotation of a GenBank genome assembly. Lineage: Eukaryota; Metazoa; Arthropoda; Insecta; Coleoptera; Chrysomelidae.